AUGGCGGACCACUCGGACACCAUAGAACAAAAUGGUGACCACGGCGAUGAUGCCCAUCGUCGUUCGCCAGUUGAUCUGUCCGCUGCUGUUACCGGCCUAAAUCUGCUUUUCUCCAACUUAGCGCCAGUUGAAAACCAUGGAAAGGCGCCUGCUGUCGCGCCGCCCGUCGAUAUUCCAUUUGAACCCAUCGACGAGCCUCUGUGUCCCUCUCCUACUGCGCCCGUGUUGGAGCAAGACAGCUCCAACCCUUCUGUUGAAGAAACUGCGGCGGUACCAGUGGCUAAGAAGACCGCCAGGUACACGCGGUCAACGCUGCCGUGGGGCAAGAAUGGAGGUAACGCUGGAGCAACACCGGCUUCGCCAGCCGACCAGCGGUCGACGCCCGCGACCGCAGGCACGCAGAUGUCGCCAUCAACUCCUGGGCCUUCAAAACCAGCAGGUCCAGACGCAAUUUACGCGGAGGCUCUGUACAAGUACAAAAGCGAGUGGCUAGAGCGGUUUUCCUGCCUAAUUCUGCUUAAAACUUCUGACGGUCUCCCUGCUUUCAAGUGCAGCAUCUGUACGGAGCACGCAGGAUACGCUGGACCGUGCGGGAGAGGCGGAAAGGGCGCCACAGACGUUCAGACGCAGGCGUUCAAACGACAUGCGGCAACAACCAAGCACAAGGAGGCGUUUAAACACCAGGAGAAGCUCCUCUCGGAAGCAGCCACGCAGCCACGUAUCAACGGCGACAAUCUCGCUCGCGACACGGAGAAGGAGCGUGUCAUCAAGCUCCUCGACUCCCUGCUCUUCGUGACCAAGCAAGAUGCACCCAUAGAGUUAUGGGUGAAUCUUGUGCGCUACCUCGCGCGUCUUAAGGUGCCAGGGUUCCCCGGUAAAGGCUACGGAACCUAUUAUGCGACGGAGGCGCUCGCAGCUAAGGACGCCGCUGAACAACUCCCCGAGUUCGGGAUGGUGGACGCCCUGGUCCGCCAAGUGGCUGAGCAUUUGGGGCGUUCUGGCCCGUGGCAUCAACGGUUUAUUGGCCUGCAGGAGGUCUUCACGAGAACGAACCUGGAGCUACAAGGGAUCCACGAUGUCCGCUGGCUCUCCCGGGGCGACGCCAUUCUGCGCGCGGUAGAGGUCUUCCCCGCGCUGAUCGUGAUGCUGUAUGAGUGGGACAGGACCCUGUACGAGCUCGCCACCAGCUACAGGUUUCACUUUCUGUUAAACUUCCUUGCAGACGUGCUCGAGCAGCUCAAUGUGCUGAACAGGGCAUUCCAGCAGCGUGAGCUGGACAUUGCAAGUGUCCACGGGCAGAUCCGCCGGUCUAUUUCAUUCCUCGAGUCCCGCUACGUCGACUAUGGUGACGAAUUUGGAGGCGGGAUGAGCGCGCGCCUCUCCCCGUUCAUCAAGAAGCACGGGCCUGAGGGGGGCAAUCCCGAGGUGAAGGUGCAGGGAGUCGACUCGGACGGGCGGCCCACUACACACAACUUCCAGCUGCACGAGAACCUGAGCGAAGACUACCCGACCCUCGGCUCCCACGACGACUGCGUCGAUCUCUGCACCACCUUCGCCGAGACGCUCGUGCGAAACCUCAGCACACGGUUCAAGGACCUGGACUCCCUAGUGGGAGUGCGGCUGUUCAUGCCUGACGAGUGGAAGCUGGGGAGAGCGGAGCGCCACAGGCAGUGUCUCGAGUGGCUCGAGUCUCUCGUGAGGCUGUUCAGGGCACAGGACACGGACUACAUCAUUCCAGGUAUUCCCGCUCUCGCAUUGUUGCUGUCCGUGAUGAUGGGUUAUUGCAUGUUAUCAUUGUAUGGUGUACGAAUCUGGCGCAGCUACAAGAAGCGCCGCCCAUUCGGCAAUGUGGCGGCACCACCAGCAAGAGAGGGGGAGGGCAGUGGUAGCAAGGGAAAGGAGGCCCUAGAGGAGGAGGAGUUGGAAGAACGACAGGCUAAGGGAAGAGAUGAUGAUGAUGACAAGCAAGCCUCAUCUGAUGAUGAUUUCUGA
Closterium sp. Naga37s-1 is the source of this 1992-nucleotide messenger RNA. Lineage: Eukaryota; Viridiplantae; Streptophyta; Zygnematophyceae; Desmidiales; Closteriaceae. The record is from the annotation of a GenBank genome assembly.